Mytilus trossulus (common blue mussel) is the source of this 3771-nucleotide messenger RNA. RefSeq lists its product as uncharacterized. Lineage: Eukaryota; Metazoa; Mollusca; Bivalvia; Mytilida; Mytilidae. Gene Ontology annotation, biological process: regulation of apoptotic process. The coding region runs from base 108 to 2015 and encodes 635 amino acids. The record is from RefSeq and is a predicted model, not a curated record. Gene Ontology annotation, molecular function: protein binding. The transcript has 7 exons.
UUUUCAGUGACUUGCGCAGUGAUAUGACUAGUAACUAUCAUCUGACUUGCGCAAUAAUGGUGUGGAAAUAUUUUAGAAAAUUGGACUAAAUUUUAACUCCUUUCGACAUGUCACAGGAGGAAGCCAACUCCUUCAGGGAUGAUGAAUUUCAUUUACCAACAAUACCAAGUGAAGACUGGCAAAUGAACGUUUUCUUGAAUGAGUUGGCUGACGAACUGACAGCGGAAGAUCUGAAAAAGAUGAAAAAUUUACUCUCAGGGUUAAAUGGGACUGCAAAAGGUGUGCUUGAAGUAAUUAAAGAUCCCUUAGAUUUAUUUACACAUUUGAGACAGAAAAGAAUUCUUACAAGAGAUAAUAUCGUCUUCUUACAAGCGAUGUUAUGGCACACAAAACGCAAGGACUUGUACAACAAGUUUGUAAAAUUUGCAAAACAGCGGGGGAAUAUUGUUCACUUCUAUAGCCCAAGUGAAAGACCAGAGAAUGGGUAUGAGUAUGUAAAAUUUCACAUUGGAGGAAAAGAGAAAUUGAAUCGACAUAAACUAGAACAGUUAAGGGCGCUUGUCAGCUUUGCAACAUGUGUGCCACUCGACUUUGUGGUUGUCAGCGGAAUAGAAGCUACAAACAGUAUCCUAGUUACCUUCAUGAUCCCAGAGGGAUAUGCUCAUGUUUUAUCCGAACUCAACAAUAAAGAGAAAGAAUACUUAGGUUCUCAGGGUGUUGAUGCAAUAUGGUAUAAUGGAGAGCUGAUCAGUUGCAUAGAUAUCGAAAUCGGUGAAAUUGACUCUAUAAAAAAAGAUGAGGAAAUAAAACUUCUGCUGGACCAAAAGGUUAAACUCGACAUUGAGGUUGAAUCAUUACAAAUACAGGUUAUAGAACUACAACACAGUCUUCGAAAAUGUCAACAACAAUCACAAUAUAUCCAUACAAAUACAAGACAUCAAAUAGCAAUGAUUACAGCGUGCCUUAUACAACAAUACAUGGACGUAAAAUAUUCUACAAACGCUAUUAAUCUCAACGACCUUGCCUUUAAAAACGCAACCAAACACUUUACACACAUUUUAAAGAAAAUGGAGAAGCUAGGUUAUGAUACCAAUCUAAUCAUGUACCUAUUGGAUGCCAAUAGUUCGGUGGUAUUGCUAAGGCAAAAGAAUUAUACUGCAUGGAUAGAAACAAAGCAACAGAAUAGAAUAAAAGAAUUGGAACAAGAUUUGAGAAUGCUACAGUACAAAUGUGACAAACUAACCUACUGUUUAAGGACUGGAAUCUCAAAACCUGUCCUUACAGAAAACGAGGAAUUUUUCCUGAGCCUAUCUGCUGCAAAUAUGCCCAUGCAGUUUGCACGUACAACUCGUGUUUCUGUUGAAAUGCAAGGAGAAAUGACAAAAGAAAUUGGAAUAAGAAGAAUGCAGGAUAUUAUGCUUAAAAUUCUGAAAACAUGGAAUGACGAUCUCAAUGAAAAAGAAAAGAAAAUUCUCAUGAAGAAGUUCUUGCCAACUGACGUAUCCCAGAAGGCCUAUGUAGAAUCCAAGGUUCCAUUACUAGAGUUCUUGUGGGUAAAUCAUACUAAAGACCACAAGGAUGCAGAUAUCCACUUAUGGAUUGUCACAUUACUAGUGGAAAUAAAAAGAAUGGAUCUACAUCAAAAAUGGGUUCAAAAAUCAGAUUUAUUGAUUAAAGCCUUUAAAAAGUCUGAGAGUACUGAAGAAAAUCCCUGCUCGGAAUUUGAAGAGGACCUUGUCGACCUGCAGCUUAACAGACGAAAUAACAAGAAAUCCAGACCUGAAGCAAAAUCUCAAAGCGGAAAAAAGAAAACACCUGCCGUCGAACCAAAGUGCAAUCAGCCAGUCAGUGAGGUUGUAUAUGAAAUGAGAGAAAUGUUAGCAAGAAAUUUAGAAUUAACAGAGCGAUUUGCCAACUUUGCUUUCGAUCAAAGUUAUUUAACAGGAAAGAGCGAAUCAAGCAUUUUAACUGAUUUUUCAAAAACAUACCAAGGCAAGCUAUUUACGCCAAACUAGAAAGGAAGGACAUUUGAUUGUAGUUACUUACUUUCUUUCUUUCGACUAUAGGAACUGUACAUAAUAUCAGUAUUUAAAGCCAGUAAAGAUUGUUCGACAUUUGAAACUUAGUUCACGCACAUUUCAGUAAUGCUAGAAAGCGUUGUCUAAAUAGGACAACUUAAUUUAUGUCUUGAUUAAACAUAAUUAGGUAGGCUUAUUUGGUGUGAUUUUUUUAUGUAAUGUAUUUUAUUCAAUAGUAAAAAAAUAUCAAUUUAGAUGGCAUGUUUUUUUCCAAAAUUUGUGAAUUUAUCAAAUAUGGGAACAUGUUAGAAUAACAGUCACCUCUUAAAAAAAUUAAUAUAAUGACAGCUAGGUUCCAAGAUUUCUUGAAUAAAUUAUUCCAUUUCCUUAGAUUGUUGCAGUUGUACCAAAAUACUGAGUUUUACUUUGCAUAUUACAGUAUGUUUGUUUAUUUUAAAUUUGCUAAGUGUAUAUGGAGGAGGGUUGAGAUCUCACAAAACCUGUUAAAACUGACUGCAUUUCUGCGCAGGUCCAAGGUAUGAAGCCCUUGUUAGUAUGUUAUUUUUUAUUAUUUUACUUUAGUUUGUUAUGUUUUUUGGUUUAGUGAUGUCCAUUUUACUGACCAAUGUUGGGCCUUCCGCUGUAGUUUGUAUGUUUUUCGACAGUGUUCUGCUGUGUGGUCAGGUAGUUAGUUAUCUCUUUGACACCGUCCCAGUUUUCAUUUUCCAUUUUAUUUGAAGGGUUGUAGAGUUAUUUUACUAUUUUGCCUGCUUUUAAAUGGUCAUGCAUAUCAAUUUUAUGUUCAGGAUAACUAUUUAACGGUAACUAUUUGACGAAAUUUUCUGUGUUAACAACAAGACUUUCCCAUAUAGAGCUACAUAGUAUGGUCAUAAUAAAUUCAUUUACUAGUAAUUGUGCUCUUUUUUUUAGAAAUCCUUAACUCACACCCGUCAUAAACAUGUACCCUUGAUUUCAAAUUCUAGAAAUAGAAAACAUUAUAAAGUAAUUUAGCGCAAUUUAAUUCAAUUACAGCAUUUGACUUUCAUCAUUGUUUUUACAACAUUCCUAUAUCCAAGAAAAAACACUAUCAGCAUCGUUAAUACUUGACGUGUUAGUUUAGAAUUAUGUUUUUUUUUUAAUAGGAAUAUAUAUUUCUUUUUUUACGAAAACAUAAUAAUUUGACUCAAAAAUUAUUUCUAUUUAUCUCUUUUUGGCCGAAAACGUACUGCAUUUUGCGAUAUUAAACAUACAGGAUAGAUAUGAUUAGUUAUUUGGUAUAAGUAAUACUUUUAAAUAGCUGAUCAUGGUGGAAAAUGUGUAUUUUUAUAAUCUAAAACAUUUCAUUAUUUCAUGUUAAAGAUUUCAAUGUAAAUAGGCUUUAUAUUUGGUAAAAUGGUGACAAUGUGUUGAAAAUUGCUUAGACAUUUUGUUCUUUUCAAGAAGGGGUAUGUUUUCUUCAAAGCAAAUACAUAUUUAUGGAAAUCUGCAUCACAUAUGGUCUAUGAUAUUUCAAUUUUCUUUAUCAUGUAUUAUAUAUUAUGUUCUAAUCAAAGUUUCAUUUUAAAAGCAAUUCAUGCAACCUGACCAAUGAAAUUACGCUGAUGCAUCUAUUUACUUUUCUGAAUGAAAAAUUGAACCAUCUAAAAUGUAUUUUGAGGUUUAAGCUAAUGAAAGUUCUUCUCUAAAUUGAAUACAUUUUUGACAAAGUACACUCCAGAAACAUGUGUUAUACUAUAUCAUGUAUAUGAAAACA